Messenger RNA from Coregonus sp. 'balchen', 1408 nucleotides. The record is from the annotation of a GenBank genome assembly. Lineage: Eukaryota; Metazoa; Chordata; Actinopteri; Salmoniformes; Salmonidae.
CCAAUGGUUACCGCUCAAACAAUCACCUUGGAACGAAUGAGGAAAUAAUGUGACAAUCAAUAUUCCAUUCAAAUGCGCACCAGUAAACAAGAUGGCAAACUCAGGUAAGUGCGAAUGCUACGAUUGUAUUCUGCAUUUGACUUCUUCGUGUAGUUCGCAGCGCUGCUAGAUCGUUACUGGUCAUCUGUCUUUGUGAGCCAUAAUACGACAAUACAUUGGAACAAUGUCAAUGAUUGAUUUUUGUCAGUGUAACGCCAGGUUGAUUUGAUAGGCUAUGUGGGGUUUGAAAGUUGCUGGGCAAGUUAUCAUACAGUGACACAGCACUUUUCUACUGUAAUUUUUUUGGCCAACUUCUGCAUUCUCACAGUCUGGCUCUGUAGUAGAAUAAAUUAUAUUUUCCUACGAGUUUAUUUCCUCAAAGAGAGGUUAUGGUCAGAGCCAGGAAGCAACAGGAAGUUAGUUGUAAAUCAUUUAUGUUAAUUUUGGUCAAGGCUAAAUAAAGCUUUGUCAUCAUGGUGUUAUCUGUAGCAAACUGACCUCCCCUCUCCACAGAUAAGGAUAUAUCCUACUCUGACCUUAAGGCCCUCCUGGCCAAGAGCAACAAGGGUCUUCUGGUGGUUGACGUACGGACCAAAGAGGAGGUAGACCGUGGACACAUUCCAGGAUCAAUCCAUAUUCCAGGUGAGCUUCAGCCAGAGUCCUGGAGUGAAAUUAUACUCUCAGGUCCAAUUGGAAUUUGCUGUCCGGAGACCAAACCUUUGGAAACAUAAUGAACCCCAAUUCACAUGGGUGUAAUUCAGCCAAAUAUGAGCAAAACAGGUUUGAUUUACUGUUGUUGUCGUCACUGAGCCAGCUAUUUUGGUAUAUUUAUUGCGUUCUAAAUGGAGCUGUAUUGCAAACUUCCUGUGUCUCCUCUCCCAGUUGAUACAGUGGAGAGUGCCCUAGCGCUGGACCCUGCUGAGUUCCAGGCCAAAUAUGGGGUGCCCAAACCCCCCCUGGACGCCCCGGAGCUGGUGUUUCACUGUCAGAUGGGCCGACGAGGAGGCGUGGCCACAGACAAGGCACGAGGCCUGGGAUUCCAAAAGUAUGAGUGUACAUUUUGACAAUACUGCUCUGUAUUCUGUGUUUGAUACCUUGGGAACUUUUUGUAAAUGAUGACAUCUUCCUUCUCUGGUUCAGGGCCGUCAACUAUGCCGGAGGAUACCAGGAGUGGUCUGAGAAAGAGGGGAAAUGAGGCGCACGAUUAGCCUGCAUUGUGAAAGCAGAGCAUAAACACGCACAAAUGAUGCUCACAUUCUGCUGAAACAUGAAAGUACUAGGAUAUCACUCACCUUUUUGCUUCUUGUAUUUGUUAUUACAGGUGUGUUCUAUAUGUUUUAAAAUAAAGAUGGAGAAUAAGAUUGUACAA